Messenger RNA from Fusarium subglutinans, 444 nucleotides. RefSeq lists its product as uncharacterized. The coding region runs from base 1 to 444 and encodes 147 amino acids. The transcript has 2 exons. NCBI's taxonomy places the organism in Eukaryota, Fungi, Ascomycota, Sordariomycetes, Hypocreales, Nectriaceae. The record is from RefSeq and is a predicted model, not a curated record. Gene Ontology annotation, cellular component: mitochondrion; nucleus. Gene Ontology annotation, biological process: mitochondrion organization.
AUGGCUCGUCAACGAUCUGUCGGCCGCGCUCCUUCGCGCCCUACCGCUGCUGCUCCCAAGCCUGUUCCUCAGCAGACUCGCCCUACCGCCACCCACGCUGCUCCUCCCACUGCCGCUCACCCUCCUGCCCAGGCCAUGCCUCCUCAGGCUGCCGGUUCUCAGGGCCCUGGACUGUUCGGCCAGAUGGCCAGCACUGCUGCCGGUGUCGCUAUCGGUUCCUCAGUAGGCCACGCCAUCGGCGGUCUCUUCUCCGGCGGUUCCUCCGAGGCUGCUGCCCCCGUCCAAGCUCAGGCCGCCCCCCAAGAGCAGUCCUGGAACCAGAACAACUGCGCCGGUGUCGCCCAGAACUUCACAAAGUGCCUGGAUGAGAACAACGGAAACAUGCAGAUCUGCAACUGGUACCUUGAGCAACUCAAGGCUUGCCAGGCCGCCGCUGGUCAGUAA